CUGCCUGAGGGCUGCGGGGAAGGGCCGUGCUUCCCUCUGCGCGGAGCGACUCAUUGCAGCUGGACGUUGUAGUGCGGGGAAGUGUUGGGUGAAAAAAAUAAAUCCUGGUUUUUCUGUGUGAGGGUCUGUGGUUUACAGGGAGGAACACCCCGCGUUUUGAGCCUCGGUAGUGGGUUUUGCCUGGAUUUGGUCGCUGAGAGCAGAUAAUGUGGUUUUUAUGCUAUGCUUUGUAGUUUUGAACUUACUGAACUCUAUUUCUGGCUUUCCUGUUUGUCUGACUAAGGAUGAAAGCAACGAGGACUUCGUUCAAGUCAGAAGGAGGGAUUUGGAAAGGCUGACAACUGAGGUCAUGCAAUUGCGGGAUUUCUUACCCAAGAUACUCGAUGGUGAUAUUGUGUGGACGUUCCAGAAACUGGAUGCUAUUGAAUCAAGCAUGGAGAAAAAGGAGGAGGAAAUAGAGCAGCUGAAAAUGGAUUGUGAGCACUUCAGAGCCCGCCUGGAAGCAGCCCAGACAGAUUGCAUGAGGGAGAAGAAGGAGAAACUAGACCUCCGGCAGCACCUGCGUGAGGCCAAGCAGCAGCUCCUGCAGCAAGCAGAGUAUUGCACAGAAAUGGGUGCAGCUGUCUGCACCUUGCUGUGGGGUGUAUCUAACAAUGAGGAGGCUGUUAAAACCAUUCUAGGAGGAAGCAAGGCAGCAAAGUUUUUUACUAUCACUGCACAGACUAUGGAGAGCUUUGUGAAGUCAUUAAGUGAAGACAUGAAACAGCAGGAUUUGGAUUCUGAUGAAAAUCAGUUUGUGUUAGCGUUGGCAGGGAUUGUAACAAAUGUGGCUGCACUGGCUUGUGGCCGUGAGUUCUUGGUUAGUUCAAGUCGUGACCUGUUGGACACAAUGAUGCACCUCCUGGGAGAGAUGAAGCCAGGACUUUGUACAAAGUUUAAAGUGCUAAUGCUAAUGUCACUUUACAACGUGAGUAUCAACUUGAAAGGCUUGAAGUACAUCAGUGAAAGUCCAGGUUUUAUCCCUUUGCUUUGGUGGCUCUUGAAUGACCCGGAUACUGAAGUUUGCCUUCACGUUCUGCGGCUCCUCCAGUCUGUGAUUCUGGAGCCAGAAGUAUUAGCCAAGUCAGCCUGUGAGAUGCGUGAUACUUUGCCAUUUCAACGUAUCAUUACACUGUCAAAGAGCCGCAAUGCGGAACUGCAAGCACUUGCAAAAGAGCUACUUGAAGAUCUUAAAAUACUUGAGUAUGAAGCAUAGAAGAGCUCUGUGACACCGACUGCUUAUGUCUUUCCUGUAUUUCUGUGCUGCGGGAGUUAUUGGUAAUUGUCUUGACAGAAAAAUUCCCUGCAUAAGUUUCUCUGACAAAAUUUCUUUAUGAAAUUAGGCAAUCCAGGUACAAUAAUGCCGAGGAAAAUAUGUUGGGUUGUAAAUGUCCAGGUAGGCAAUCUGGUAGAGAUGGGAAAGGCUUCAUUUCUAGGAGCAGAGUUUCGUUGAUGAUGGAUUUCCAAAGUGCUACAGGUUAUGUUGACUGUUUAUCACAUGCAGGGAGUAGAAUGGUCAUCUCAUCCGUUGAUGACGUGUUGUUUAUUGGAGUAGUAAGUAAUCAUUUCGGUCCAUCCUUAAGAUCUAUUAUACCGGAAGAGAACCUUGUUGCUUCUCAUAAUUCUAUGUCAGAAUGCAUCCCAAGUUCUAGUUUUAUUGAUCUUAUUGCAUCUCUCUUUUUGCAUUUUAAUAAAAUAAAUUUCAAAUUCUUUAACAUGUGAUGGAUUCUGUUUUCGAAAUUUGCAUUCAGACUCACUGGAACUGCAAGUCAAUCCAUUUUAUGGCUGCCAAGCAUACUAGAAAUCGAGCCAUUGUUUUUUUCAAAAGCCCUGGAAAAAGGAUAUUAAUUACUGUUGUUUGUGGUACCCAGUGUGCAGAAGAUGCUGGAAUUAA
Lagopus muta (rock ptarmigan) is the source of this 1933-nucleotide messenger RNA. It is a transcript of the gene HSF2BP, whose product is annotated as heat shock transcription factor 2 binding protein. The transcript is spliced from 8 exons. NCBI's taxonomy places the organism in Eukaryota, Metazoa, Chordata, Aves, Galliformes, Phasianidae. The record is from RefSeq and is a predicted model, not a curated record. Gene Ontology annotation, cellular component: cytosol. Bases 218 to 1255 code for a protein of 345 amino acids.